CAGUUCAGAGAGCAGGUAAGCAAGCAAGCAAGCUCAGAGACAGACAACACAGAGAGACGUUAGGCCCUUUCAACCAAUCGCAUGUACUGCUCCUUUGCCACUAACCCGUUCAUUCUCCCUCACUUUCUUUUUCCGUCUUCAAAAUCAAAUUUCAGUCCCACCCCCUUAACUCCGAGAAGGAGAGACAAAGGGACUAGAAGUACACCGAGAUAAACCCAACCAGAAUCUGAAUUCCCCCUUUUCUUCCAUCGCCACAUCAUCAAAUUGGGAUGACCCACUGGACAUCUGCCUUCUCAGAUGCUAGCACCGGCCCAUCGGCAAGCAAUUGAGAGCGAAGACGGAUACUAGUGGCUGUGGCUGGUGUUGUCCCACUUUCCUCUGCUUUGCUCGCCAACUGUUUGAAGAAUGGCCGAGCUGAAUCUUUGAAGAAUCCGGGCUUUUGGGGUAGCUGCAAAAGAUUGUUGCUUUUUCAUAUUUUGUGAAGGAUGGCCACUGUGGCGAAGAAGGGCAGCGGAGGAAUUGAGAAGAGGAGAGAUGGGUCUGACUCCGCUGCUGUCAGCAGUAGCAACUGUGGGGAGUUGAGCUCCGAGGGAAGACGGAGCACUGCUGGUGCUGGGCCGUGUGGUUCUCCUUCCUCUAAAGGUCCUUUGGGUUGGCCGAUAAAGAAAGCCGGAGAGAGGAAGAGCUUGUUGUCAUCCGGCGGUGCCAUUGGAGGAGACGAGGGAACUGGUACUUGGUUAGAGGAUUCGAAUUUACACAAGCUCAACUCGAGGAAUUCUGAUGCGGAUUUGAUGAAGGAGAGGUUCGCAAAAUUGUUGCUCGGAGAAGACAUGUCAGGUUCUGGGAGAGGGGUUUGCACAGCUAUGGCUAUCUCCAAUGCUAUUACCAAUCUCUGUGCUACUGUGUUUGGGCAACUGUGGAGGCUUGAGCCAAUCUCUCCUGAGAAGAAGUCAUUGUGGAGAAGGGAGAUCGAAUUGCUUCUCUGUGUUGCCAAUCACAUAGUAGAGUUAAUUCCUGCUUGGCAAACUUAUGCUGACGGCAGUAAGCUCGAGGUCAUGACUUGCAGACCCAGAUCAGACCUUUUCAUCAAUCUCCCAGCUCUAAGGAAGCUUGACAACAUGCUUCUUGAAGUGUUAGAUAGUUUCACCCACACGGAGUUCUGGUAUGUUGAUCAAGGGAUUGUAGCUUCAGAUGCGGAUGGCUCAGCUUCCUUUCGGAAAGCUAUUCAACGGCAAGAGGAGAAAUGGUGGCUACCGGUGCCACGAGUCCCUGCUGGAGGUCUAAGUGAAAACUCAAGAAAGCAGUUGAACCACACUCGUGAGUGCACAAAUCAGAUACUCAAAGCUGCCAUGGCGAUCAACGCCACUGCUUUAAUCGAAAUGGAUGUUCCUGACUCUUUCUUGGAAUCCCUUCCCAAGAAUGGGAGAGCUUGUCUUGGAGACUUCAUAUAUCGAUACAUAACUUCAGAUCAGUUCUAUGCUGAUUGCCUACUCGACUGCCUCGACCUUUCUUCCGAACAUGUCGCUUUGGACCUCGCGAACCGGGUUGAAUCUGCAGUUUAUGUAUGGCGACGAAGAGCUCAUCACCCGAAACCGCCCACACUCCAAAACCGGUCUACUACCAGGACGUCAUGGGAGAUGAUGAAGGACUUGAUGAUCGAUGGUGAUAACAAGAGGGAAAUAUUUGCAGAACGAGCAGAAAGCCUCUUGCUUUCGCUGAAGCAGCGGUUUCCCAAUCUAACUCAGACUACACUGGACACCAGCAAAAUCCAGUUCAACAAGGAUGUGGGGAAAUCCAUUCUUGAGAGCUACUCAAGAGUACUGGAGAGCUUGGCAUUCAACAUCGUCGCACGCAUCGACGACUUGCUAUAUGUCGAUGAUCUGACCAAAUGCUCGGACAACAAACUCUCAUCGGUAGCAACAGUCAGUGUGAUUGCACACAAGAAGAAGCUCUCAAUCCCAUUCUCUGUAGGCACUCCCUACAAAGCAAGUUUCAGCAGCACGCCCAGCUUCUCGCCUGCGGCUCCCCUGAUCAGCCCCGCAAGAGGGGAGAGAACUCCGUUCGUGAACACCACCAACACCAUCGCCGCCACUACCAACGUGAAUCGGAAUCUUCGCCGUGGUUUUGGUGUGAAGAGGGCGUUGACAAAUUAUCUGGGCGUUGACACGAAAUCGAAAGUCUGCGGCAUCCCAACAGACGCGUCGUCGUGCGUAGACCGGAGAUCCCACGAAAAGAACUCCAUGCCGCGCCAGAACGAGAACAAGCCUCUGCAGAAUGUUGUUCCAAAAUUUCGCCGAGGUUUUCAAAACCACAACCACCCCAAAUUAUUCGCUUCCAUUUCUCCGAUCUCCCUCUCUCUCGUCGUUCUCUCAACCAGCAAGCAAACCAUGGUGACCAGCAUCCAGAUAACGGCGCUGGACGGCAUCGUCAAUGUCAACUCCCUCUUCACCUUCGCCGUCUUCGUCGGCCUCGCCUGGAACCCGACCAGCCCGUCCGACACCCUAAUCGGCGACCCAGCUUGCACCGCCAGCCGCAGCGUCGGCGAGGAUCUCAUCUCAUUCCACGUCUACUCCUUCAGCUGCUUCCUCUUCUCCAGCUUGGUCGCCCUCGCCCUCAAGCAGGCCAUUCGGAUCUCCCGAACCCCCGGUUACUCCAUUACCCAGAACAACCCGCUCCAUCUCCCUGCGGAGUUCCUCGGCCAGGUCAACAAGAACAUCCUUCGGAUCGGAAUGCUCAUCUCCGGCAUCGGAUCUGCUUUGGGGUGCGUGUUUCUGAUGCUGGCUCUAGUCAACGUGGUUCAAGUCAAGCUCGGGACAUUGGGCUGUGGCAGCUACCACAGUUACGCCGCCGUUGUCCCGCUGGUGAUUUUUGUUCCCGUUGCUAUCUUGAUCUAUACUUCGCUCAUUGUCUACGCUUUCACUCGCUAGCAGCGGGCCGCUUUUGUAGUUAGAUUUCGUCAUUUUUCUGUUUUUUCCCCCGUUUUAGUUUCAGUGGGGAAAUAGAUCGAAUAGGUUGUGUGCAUUCCGCGGAAACAUGAAAGGAUGUGAAAUUGGAUUUGGGUUUGAUUUGAUGCUAUGUGUGGUUGGUUGGGGGCAAUUGAUAGAUGAUGUUAUUUUUGUGAGUAGAAGCUGUUUCGGAUUGCACUGACCGCCAUUGCUAGUUUAAUAGGAAUUUUUGCCGAAAGCAAAGCAAGCUUGUUCUAGAAUCCAUGGUGGAAAGCAGUAGGUAGCUCAACUAAACAAAAAAAGUUUAUUUUUUGCCACAUUCAUAGUAGUGCUAUCGCCACUAUGAUGCUUAUGGAGUUCAACGUGUAAGCACCUUGGCAGUUUUCAUUCCCUUCAGUCCCUCUAUAAAACCCUUCAACGAUCACAAGCUCAAACCGUGGAGCAAAGAAGUAGUAGUGUACUUGAGAGUGAAGAGAAAAAGGAAAUUAGCAAGAGAGGAGAAGAAAAAAGGAAAGAAAUAGCCAUGGCUGGCAUCUCAAUGAAGUCCUGCAUGUGCCUUGUUGUGUUUGCUGUGUUUCUUGGGAUAUCUGGGUUUGCUGCUGUGGAUGGAGCAGGGGAGUGUGGGAAAUCCACCACCCCUGACAGGGAAGCUUUCAAGCUGGCUCCUUGUGCGUCGGCUGCACAGGAUCAGAACGCUGCUGUUUCGAGCCAGUGCUGCGCUCAAGUGAAGAAGCUCGGCCAGAACCCGGCUUGCCUGUGUGCUGUGAUGCUCUCCAACACUGCGAAGAGCUCUGGCGUGAAGCCUGAGGUUGCCAUGGCCAUUCCCAAACGCUGCAACCUCGCUGACCGCCCUGUGGGUUACAAGUGUGGAGAUUACACAUUGCCUUGAAGUUAUGGAGCUGGAACUGUGGACUCUGUGGUGGCCUUUGUAUAAUGUUUUAUGUACUUAGUUGUGCUGAUGAACUGGAGUGUUACAGAGUUGUUGCUUGCUAGUUGAUCUAGCUCAAGCAUAUAUGUACUACUGCUGUGACAUCCAGAUCUAUCCCAAAUAAUGAAUAAUGAUUGGAUCAUAAGAAGUAAAAAUGUUUGCUUUGCUGCUGGUUUUGUGUAGUUUUAUCAUUUUUUGUUGAUUUUAACCCUCUGAAAGUGGGUUUCGAGUAAAUCCGUAACCUAACCGGAAAGACCAGAUCUGGCCUUUGAAUUUGUUGGCAGUUGCCAGCUUUCUGAUCUGGGGUAAUGCCAUUAGGA
Messenger RNA from Linum tenue, 4193 nucleotides. The record is from the annotation of a GenBank genome assembly. Lineage: Eukaryota; Viridiplantae; Streptophyta; Magnoliopsida; Malpighiales; Linaceae.